GUGAAAGUAGAUCGAAGAUGGAGGGGAGGGACCUGACAUUUUAUUGAAGAAAUUGGACCUGGCAGUAGCUGCAGCACACACCUUCUUUGUGGCGAACCCGACACACCUGCAGAUGCGGGAGGACAUGGCCAAAUACAAACGGAUGUCGGGGGUCAGGCCCCAGAGCUUCCGGGACCUGGAGACACCCCCAUACUGGGCAGCCUAUGAUACUGGCCUGGAGCUACUGGGGCGCCAGGAAGCAGGACUGGCACUGCCCAGGCUGGAGGAGGCCCUGCAGGAAAGCCUGGCCCAGCUGGAGAGCUGCCGGGCCAGCUGUGAGGGGCCUGAGGAGCCACAGAGGGAGGAAGAGGAGGAAGAAGGGGCUGGGAGUCAGGGAGGCCUCUAUGAGGCCAUUGCAAGGCACUGGAUCCGUGUCCUGCAGUGUCGGCAGCGCUGUGUGGGGGACACAGCCACGCGCCCUGGUCGCAGUUUCCCUGUCCCCGAUUUCCUUCCCAGUCAGCUGAGGCGGCUGCACCAGGCCCACGCGCAGGUGGGGAAUCUGUCCCAGGCUGUGGAAAAUGUCUUGAGUGUCCUGCUCUUUUACCCGGAUGAUGAGGCUGCCAAGAAGGCUCUGAACCAGUACCAGACCCAGCUGGGAGAGCUGAGACCAGACCUGGGGCCCAGAGAGGAUAUUCAGCGCUUCAUCCAGAGGUCUCUGGGAGAAAAGAAACAGCUCUACUAUGCCAUGGAGCAUCUGGGGACCAGCUUCAGUGACCCCGACCCCUGGACCCCAUCGGCUUUCAUCCCUGAGGCACUUAGAGAGAAGCUCAGAGAGGAUCAAGAGAAGAGGCCUUGGGAUGAUGAACCUCCUCAGCCCAAGCCCUUCACCGCCUGGAAGGAUGUCCUCCUCCUGGAGGGAGUGACCCUGACCCAGGACGCGAGACAGCUGAAUGGGUCAGAGCGGGUAGUAUUGGACGGGCUGCUCACGCCUGCUGAGUGCGGGGUGCUGCUGCAGCUGGCCAAGGAUGCUGCUGGGGAUGGAACCAGGUCGGGUUACCGUGGCCGCCGCUCCCCUCACACCCCCCAUGAACGCUUCGAGGGGCUCACAGUGCUCAAGGCUGCACAGCUGGCCCAGGCUGGCGCUGUCCGUGGGCAGGCGGCUAAGCUGCUGCUGGAGGCCAGCGAGCGUGUGCGGACCUUGACCCAGGCCUACUUCUCUCCUGAGCGGCCCCUGCAUCUUUCCUUCACCCACCUGGUGUGCCGCAGUGCCAUUGAAGGCGAGCAGGAGCAGCGCAUGGACCUGAGUCACCCGGUGCAUGCUGACAAUUGUGUCCUGGACCCCGACACCGGAGAGUGCUGGCCGGAGCCCCCAGCCUACACCUACCGGGAUUACAGUGGACUCCUCUACCUCAAUGAAGACUUCCAGGGUGGGGACCUGUUCUUCACAGAACCUGACGCUGUCACCGUGACGGCUCGGGUUCGUCCUCGCUGCGGACGCCUCGUGGCCUUCAGCUCAGGUGGGGAGAACCCCCAUGGGGUCUGGGCCGUGACGAGGGGACGGCGCUGCGCCCUGGCACUGUGGCAUACCUGGGCACCUGAGCACAGGGAGCAGGAGUGGACAGAAGCCAAAGAGCUGCUGCACGAGUCAGAGGAAGAGGAGGAAGAGGAAGAAAUGUCCACCAGAGACCCUUCCCCAGAAGCCCCCAGUCUCAGGCUUCAGCGGGUCCAGGGCAAGCCUGGGAAGCCGCCUCGGGUUCGAGAGGAGCUGUGAGGGUCCGAGCCAGCUGUUUGGAGACGUGGCCACUUGGCUUGUGAUGGGCUGCUUGGAUGCCGGGACCCACGAGAAACCCUUAAGAAGCAGGAGCGCACCAGCAGAGGGUCCUACACCACCCAUCUUGGGGAUCACAAGGGCUAUGCAGCCCUGGAUUCAGAGGCUGUCACAUACUAGUCUCGAGUCCACAGGCCUGGGGAGCCAGGCCAGACCCGGACCGAUGGCCAUCCAGACCUAGGACAGACAGACAGACGGCCCUCUGCCUCCCUGGAAACAAACAGCAGGGGGUAGGACCUGACUGAUGGAAAUGAGGAUGAGAAGGGAGGAUAACCCCACUUCCCUCCCCUAGCUUGUCAAUAAAGAACACGAAGAUCCUCGGC
Condylura cristata (star-nosed mole) is the source of this 2130-nucleotide messenger RNA. It is a transcript of the gene P3H3, whose product is annotated as prolyl 3-hydroxylase 3. Gene Ontology annotation, cellular component: endoplasmic reticulum. The coding region runs from base 113 to 1750 and encodes 545 amino acids. Gene Ontology annotation, molecular function: iron ion binding; L-ascorbic acid binding; procollagen-proline 3-dioxygenase activity. Lineage: Eukaryota; Metazoa; Chordata; Mammalia; Eulipotyphla; Talpidae. The transcript is spliced from 15 exons. Gene Ontology annotation, biological process: collagen metabolic process. The record is from RefSeq and is a predicted model, not a curated record.